GACGUUUUGCUUGUGAUAGCUCAUCCUGACGACGAAGCAAUGUUCUUCACUCCGACAAUCCUUGCAUUGAGAGAUAGCGUGAACGUACAUGUGAUGAGCUUGUCGAACGGUGAUUACGCGGGAUUGGGUUGGGUACGAGCGAGCGAGCUCGUUGAGAGCUGUCGUCUGCUGGGGAUCCCAAAAGAACGUGUGAGCGUAGUGGACGAUCCGUCCUUGCAGGAUGGGCCCACCAAUACGUGGAGCCCGGACACCAUAUCCUUGUAUAUACUGCCGUACCUGAAGAAGAAUGGUAUCAGCACAGUCAUCACCUUUGAUGAAUAUGGUGUAUCAGGACAUCCCAAUCAUAUAGCAGUUCACACUGCCUUGGUGAAGCUCGUCCAGAACAAGCGGAUUGAAAAAGGAAAGGCAUGGAAGCUACAGAGUGUCAACCUGUAUAAUGGACUCCCCGACGUCGCAGACAGUCUUCUUCUUCGAUCUCGGAGCAGUCUGGAAAUGUCUGAAGGUAAACCUGGUGGGGAUGGACGUGCCUUUCAUCACAGUACCCAUUCGCAGGCUCACAACAGCCAGUGCGAGUGGUUUCGCCAUCUUUUCAUCGUCUUUGGAAGAUACUCCUACAUGAACACAUUAGAU
Messenger RNA from Guillardia theta CCMP2712, 630 nucleotides. RefSeq lists its product as hypothetical. The transcript is spliced from 4 exons. Gene Ontology annotation, molecular function: N-acetylglucosaminylphosphatidylinositol deacetylase activity. The annotation marks the transcript as partial. NCBI's taxonomy places the organism in Eukaryota, Cryptophyceae, Pyrenomonadales, Geminigeraceae. Gene Ontology annotation, cellular component: endoplasmic reticulum. Gene Ontology annotation, biological process: GPI anchor biosynthetic process. The record is from RefSeq and is a predicted model, not a curated record.